UCUUAUUUUCAACCUCUCUAUUUUAGUAGUAAAUUGUGUAGUGUAGGCGAGAGAAUUAUGGGUCGUCGCAAAAUUGAAAUUGUGAGAGUGAAAGACUCUGCUGCGAGGCAAGUCACAUUCUCCAAGCGUCGAACAGGCUUAUUCAAAAAAGCAAAUGAGCUUGCCAUCUUAUGUGGGGUUGAAAUUGCUGUUGUUGUGCUCUCACCAGGGAAUAAGCUUUACUCGUUUGGAAAUCCGAGUGUUGAUAGUCUUGCGUCGAAGUUUCUUCAGAAAGAGUUCAAUCCAAAUCAUGUGUUAGAAAAUUCUUCUUCUAACAUAGAGGAUCUGAAUCAACAACUUGAUGAUGUUCAAGUUGAAAUAGAUGAGGCUGAAAAGAAAGCUAAGGUUCAUGAUGAGAUCCUAAAUAAAUACAAAGAGGUCCAAUGCACUCAACUCAAUGAAUUGAAAGAUUCAUUUAUAGAGUUUAAGGGUAUGGUGAAAUCGCGUAUUUGUGAUUUUGAUAUAUCAGAAUCUAUGAUGCUUCUUGCAAAGGAACCGGUAUUUAGAAUUAAAAACUAAGUCGCAAAUAGAAAGGAAAAAGUAUUAAUUUAUAAAAUGGUAUCAAGCAAAG
Molecule: messenger RNA, 610 nt
Organism: Vicia villosa (hairy vetch)
Lineage: Eukaryota; Viridiplantae; Streptophyta; Magnoliopsida; Fabales; Fabaceae
Product: agamous-like MADS-box protein AGL29
Exons: 1
Coding region: 58-558 (166 amino acids)
Biological process (GO): positive regulation of transcription by RNA polymerase II
Molecular function (GO): DNA-binding transcription factor activity, RNA polymerase II-specific; RNA polymerase II cis-regulatory region sequence-specific DNA binding; protein dimerization activity
Source: RefSeq, a predicted model, not a curated record